Molecule: messenger RNA, 1715 nt
Organism: Vanessa tameamea
Lineage: Eukaryota; Metazoa; Arthropoda; Insecta; Lepidoptera; Nymphalidae
Gene: Stam
Product: signal transducing adapter molecule 1
Exons: 6
Coding region: 235-1590 (451 amino acids)
Biological process (GO): protein transport to vacuole involved in ubiquitin-dependent protein catabolic process via the multivesicular body sorting pathway
Cellular component (GO): ESCRT-0 complex
Molecular function (GO): phosphatidylinositol binding; ubiquitin binding
Source: RefSeq, a predicted model, not a curated record
CACUUGACAGUGAGUCAUGACAAUUUACUUGACUUUUUAUCAAACAGUGGCGUAAAAUUGGUUUUAAUUAUAAUUAAUCAAAUCAGCCCGAGAUAUAGUACACAGUGGCGUAAAAAAUUAAAUAACAUUGAAUAAAUGCAAUGUAAAAUCAGCUUCCAUGUAACUGAAAUUUGAAAAUAUUACUUUUACUUUGACUAUUAGGAUUAACAGCUCAUAAGUAGUACGUUCAUAACAAUGGGAAUUUUCGGAACUUCAUCACCGUUUGAUCAGGAUGUGGAGAGGGCGACUAGCGAAAAUAAUACAAGUGAGGAAUGGGGUCUGAUCUUGGAAAUAUGCGACCGCGCGGGCGCUAACGCCAACAACGCGCGCGACUGCCUGCGCGCCGUCCUGCGGCGCCUCGGGCACGCCGACCCGCACGUGCAGAUGCACGCCGCCACGCUACUCGACGCCUGCGUCUCCAACUGCGGCCGUCUCUUUCAUCUCGAGGUAGCAUCGCGCGACUUCGAAGCCGAAUUCCGCCGUCUGGUGGCGCGAGCGCAGCCCACAGUCGCGCAAAAACUACGCGCGAUGCUCCGCAAGUGGGCCGAGGGAGAGUUCCGAAGCGAUCCACAGCUGGAUCUCAUUCCCUCGCUACAUGCAAAACUAUGCACCGAAGCCGGCGAGAGACCGACCACUGCUCCCGUGGCCGCCGCCGACGCUCAGGCCGCGAGCGCCGCGGAGAAGCGCGAGCAAGAGGAGCUGGCGCGCGCCAUCGCGCUGUCGCUGCGCGAGACGGCGGCGGCGGCGGGCGCGGGGGGCGCGGCGGGCGCGGGCGGCGCGGGGGGCGCGCUGUACCCGCGCGUGGACGCCGACGCGCCGGCGCCCGCGCCGCCCGCGCGGAAAGUACGUGCGCUUUACGACUUCGAGGCUGCAGAAGACAACGAGUUGACUUUCCUCGCCGGCGAGAUCGUUCACGUGACGGACUCGAGCGACCCGAACUGGUGGAAAGGCUACAACGAACGCGGGGAGGGGCUAUUUCCCGCCAACUUCGUCACCUACGAUCUCACCGAACCGAGAACCGAGAGCGAGAGCCGCAGCGGCGGCGCGGAGAAGCGCGUGCAGUUCGCGGCCGAGGCGGAGCCGGCGCCGCGCAUCGACGAGGCGCUCAUGGACGAGGCGCUGGCGCUGCUGCACGAGGCGGACCCGGCGGGCGAGGCGGGCGAGGCGGGCGCGGAGGGCGAGGCGGCGCGGCUGGAGGCGCGCGUGCACGCCAUGGGGCCGCUCGUGGACGCGGCGCUGGAGCGCGCCGACCGCCGCCACGCGCGCCUCACGCAGCUCAGCGCCGACCUGGUGGACGCGCUCAACCUCUACCACGAGCUCAUGCGCGACCCCAAGCCGCUCUACGCGCCGCACGCCUUCGCGCCCGCCGCGCUGCCCGUCGGCGCCCUGCCCCACGGUGCGCUGCCCCACGGUGCGCUGCCCGUCGGCGCUCUGCCCCCCGGCGCUCUGCCCCCCGGCGCCCUGCCCCCCGGCGCGCUGCCCCCCGGCGCGAUGCCGCUCGGCGCUCUGCCGCCACAAAUGUCGCACCAGUCUCAGCCACCCAGGUGCUGAUCGCGAGCUGGAGAUGAGUUCUUCGAGCUGUAAAUAAAUUCUUCAUUCCUUCAAAUUCUAAAUAUAAACUAUUGUGAUUGAUGCGUAUGUACCUAGUAUAUUAAUAUAUAAAUUAUUUACAAAAA